Molecule: messenger RNA, 171 nt
Organism: Mesoplodon densirostris (Blainville's beaked whale)
Lineage: Eukaryota; Metazoa; Chordata; Mammalia; Artiodactyla; Ziphiidae
Product: diphthamide biosynthesis protein 3-like
Exons: 2
Coding region: 1-171 (56 amino acids)
Source: RefSeq, a predicted model, not a curated record
AUGGCAGUGUUUCAUGAGGUGGAGAUCAAGGACUUCCAAUAUGACGAGGACUCGGAGAUGUACGUCUACCCCUGCCCGUGUGGGGAUACCUUCUGCAUCGACAAAGAUCAGUUCACAUGUGGAGGGACAGUCCCAGCCCCUUCCCCCCCAAAAAAACUAGUUAAAUGCUGA